Messenger RNA from Carassius auratus (goldfish), 5025 nucleotides. Its product is annotated as rho GTPase-activating protein 12-like. The transcript is spliced from 18 exons. Lineage: Eukaryota; Metazoa; Chordata; Actinopteri; Cypriniformes; Cyprinidae. Gene Ontology annotation, cellular component: cytoplasm. Gene Ontology annotation, biological process: regulation of GTPase activity; signal transduction. Bases 274 to 2697 code for a protein of 807 amino acids. The record is from RefSeq and is a predicted model, not a curated record. Gene Ontology annotation, molecular function: protein binding.
GCAGACAAGCACCGGCCCGUCAGGAGCGCGAGGGAGUGCGCUUUGGGAAAGUGGGCGCGAACCUGCGGGAGGCGUUCGCUCGCGCCGCGGAUCGGGAACAAGGAACUUCGACGCUCAGCUGCCCUGCAAGACCAAUGAACGUGAAAUACAUUAGGUUUCUUUCGCCGUAGCCAACGAAACACCUGGAGUACUCAGUGAGCUGAUUUCAAAUCAACCCAACACACCUCACCAUGCUCCUCUACUCCUGCUUUUGACCUUUGACCUCUGACAGCGAUGGCAGACCGUACGGUGGCUCCGGGUCAGAUAUACAUAGAGGUGGAGCACGACUAUGAUUACAGAUCCAAAGAGCGUGUGAUCUACAUUAAACAGGGAGAAAGUUACCUGCUUGUGAAGAAGACUAAUGAAGACUGGUGGCAGGUGCGUAAGGAUGAGGCCAGUAAGGCCUUCUAUGUCCCAGCACAGUAUGUGCGGGAGGUGCGACGGGCUCUCAUGCCUCCUCCUAAACCACUCAGUGGAGCAGGCCGAGGGGGGACCGGGCCCAUUCGACCAUCUGGCUUGGAGAUCCAGCGACCAGAUGAGAACAAAAAGAGCCUGUGUCCUUCUCCCUCUGGUAAUGCUUUACUGCCGCCCAAUGAUGACAGAGGCAGCCCAGGUAGCCCGACAGCAGCACAAAUGAACACUUUACCUGGCUCACUUCCUCGUUCCAGAGCCAAGUCCCCAAGUCGCAAUGUAGAUUGGGAGAAAGAUAAAGAUUUGGAGAAGAGCAGUCAAGGACCGGAAAAAGGUGCAAUUCAUGAAGAGUUUGCCGGAGAGGGAGUCAGCUCGGAUAAAAACCGAAAUGAUUCAGAAUCCGGGGAUGAUCUCAGCAGUGGUUCAACUGAUAACCUACAGACUUUAAGUUCAGGGCAGGGCAAGCCUGACUCUCCUGUCUACGCAAACCUGCAGGAGCUGAAGAUCUCUCAGUCCUCCAUCCCUCCACUGCCAUCCUCCUCUCCGCUCCACACCAAUGGCGACUGGGAGACUCACAAAGACCAGAAUGGCAGACAAUUCUACUACAACCGCAGCACGCAGGAGAGGACCUGGAAACCACCACGGGCACGGGACAGCCUCACCAGGAAAGAGGCAAAACAAGACAUGAAUGACAUGGAGUUUCUGUCUUCAGAUGGAAACUGUCUGAGCAGCCAGUAUGUGUCGCCCCCUAGAGGCUGGUCUGAGGAAAUGGAUGAGCAUGGACUCAUUCUCUAUGUGUCUGACUAUACUAAUGAGAAGUCUAACCACUUACCUCUACUACCAGGAGAUGCUCACAAAACAUGUAGUCUUGACCGGAGACUGCCUGAUUUCAUUCCUUUGAGGCCGAGACACAGCGUAUAUUUACAUGAGUCCAAUGACAAGUUUAAACAGAAAUCCAUCAAGGACCGGCGAGCCUUACCCCCGCAUCGCAAAAGCACCUUCCGUUUUUAUCCUUAUAGGCCACAAGACACCAAAACAAGCUCACCUGACUCUGACUCCUCCUGUCCCUCCUCUCCCAAACACCCAAACUCUUCAUCAGAGAAAUGUGGCAAUUUAAACAUGACUAAAAUCACUGAACACGGAAAAAAGGUCCGGAAGAACUGGAUCUCCUAUUGGACAGUUUUGCAGGGUUCUUCACUACUAUUUAAUAAGGGUCAAGGGGGCGGGACUGGUUGGUUUGGAAGAGAGCAGAAACUGGAGUUCAGUGUGGAUCUCAAAGGAGGUUCAGUGGACACUGCAUCUAAAGACAAAUCGAGCAAGAAACAUGUUCUAGAGCUGAAGACCAGGCAGGGCAUGGAGCUCCUCUUGCAGUCAGAUAACGACGGUCUCAUCAGUGAGUGGCACAAGGCUUUGACUGAAGCCAUACAAACAUAUGCAUGGGAGUCUGAUGAGGCCAUUGAAGAAGACAUGCCAGAAUCUCCUGACACUGAGAAACAUGACAAAGAAAAGGAGCAAAGAAACUCCAAGAAGGGCAGAGAUAUUAAGAAAUGCGUAAGCAUGGAUAAUGCAGAGCAGAAGAGGAAGACCAAGCUGAUUAAGUUCCUCAAAGGCAGACCCACUUUACAGUCCGUCAAAGACAAGGGCUACAUCAAAGAUCUGGUGUUUGGCUCCAGUUUGAGCAGUCUUUGUCAGAGAGAGAAUUCCACCAUCCCUCACUUUGUUUCGUUGUGCAUUGAGCAAGUGGAGAAGAACGGGUUAGGAGUGGAUGGUUUGUACAGAGUCAGUGGAAAUUUGGCCAUUAUACAAAAACUGAGAUUUGCUGUUAAUCAGGAUGAGAAAGUGGAUUUAGGGGACAGUAAAUGGGAGGACAUUCACGUGACCACUGGAGCUCUGAAGAUGUUUUUCCGUGAGCUCCCAGAACCGCUGUUCCCCUACGCUUUCUUCAACAACUUCAUCACUGCUAUCAAAAUGACAGAUUAUAAGCAGAAGGUUCAAAUGGUUAAGGAUCUGAUGAAGCAACUGCCACGGCCAAACCAUGACACCAUACAGGCGCUCUUCAAACACCUGAAGAAAGUGAUCCAGCAUGUCGAUGAGAAUAGGAUGACCACACACAGUGUAGCCAUUGUGUUCGGACCAACGCUCCUACGUCCAGAGGUAGAGACGGCAAAUAUGGCUGUGCACAUGGUCUACCAGAAUCAGAUCGUUGAGCUCGUUCUUAUAGAAUAUGAGACGAUAUUUGGCUGGUAGGUCACACACACAGGAACACUUUGACCAAACCCAGACGGGACAGUUACUGCUGAAGACCGAACAGCCCAUUGACUGCCAGUCUGAACACUGUUUUGAUAUGUUUACAUGAGAGGAACACCCGCAUUAAAAAGCAAAAAAAAAAAAAAAACACUCUGGCUUCAAGAUAAACAGUCAAAUCCUCUCUCAUAUCUUUUUGGACUUAAUAUUUUUUUUUUUUGACUGGAUGUCUUAUUAUUUUACAUACCUAAAUCCAUUGGACUGUCAAUUUUGGAUUCGGUUGGAGCAACGCAAACUUGAAAUAUGAACGUUUUCUGUACAGCUGAAAACCGUGAUGCGUAUGGGAGAAAUCUGAUGCUUCAUUUUAGAUUUCCGUUCACUAUAAGUACUACAUUUUGCAUCACGUCUUUCUGGGGUAAUACUGUAAUAUGGUUUGGAACAACACCUCAACUGAUUGACUGAUAUGAUAGACAUGGAUGUAAUUCUAUACUAAAAACUCAUUUUCACGGGAAUGGAUUGCAUUCUGUUCUGGCCUGCCGCAAGUGAUCCCUGCUGGGAAACACUGGAGUCAGUAAUUUGGAUCAAUAAUUUCCUAAUUAUUGAUCCGACAUCAAAAGAUGUACAAACAAAACUCUCACAGCCUAUUUAAUAUACGAGUACAGUAUGCUGUAGACAAAAAAAAAAACGUGAAGAUCUUGUAUCAGAGAGAGAGAAGAAAUUCUGAGCGGGUAGAACUUGAUUGCUCUUUCUAAAGAUGUCUGAUUGACAUACUGUGUGUGUGUGUGUGUGUAUUUGUGUGAUGAGUUAAAAGCACAUGGAGGAGGUUAAGACACCACAAUUGUAUUAAAGAGACAGGUUUAUUAAAAUAUAUUGAGAAUUAAUUCCGAUAUUGUUAUUUGGAAAAUGGCUGUUGAAUGUAAUUCAUUAAAUGAACUGCUGUAUGUAGCAGAGCUUUGUCUUGAUCAAAAUAAAACUGACAAGGCAAAUCGGUCACUUUAUUGAGUGUUGUUACUCCCCUCCACCAAGGGGCAGCAAACAUCACUAUAACACAGGUUUAGUUUUUUCAUGUGUUGCCUUUAAAGUUCUCACAUAUAAUAUAAAUACUGGUAUACAACAGCUACUCUUAUGCCUUUUAUGAAAAAAUGUUCAGACUUAAUAGUUUUUACUGUAAAUGCAGUUUGCUUAGUUUUUUCAGGGCCUCAUCUAAAUGAUUGGACCUGGAACAUUCCUUUAAUGCUGUCGAUACAGUGUGACGGUUUAUAUUUUUAUAGAUGAUGAUGCACACUGAGCCCAUGAAGAAAAUUUUUUUUUUGUUCACAGAUUUAUUUUUCUAACGCUCUCUUAUUUCACUCUUAAGUGGAAAUUGCUAAAUAUUUUCUCUCCAUUCAUAUGGAUACAUUUUCUUUUUCAAACGAAAAAUAAAUAAAUAAAUAAAUAUUACAUUUGCAAGUCUUUGAAGAACUUGUCCUAAUCUAGUGUUUUGCUGAAUUUUUAAAUCCAAAACCUCAUUAACUGGAUGCCGUCACUUAACAGUGCUGAACAUGUACUCUGUCUGCUAAGGUUUAAGUAUUAAAAGCUUUAGUUUUUUUAAGCUUUAAAUGAAAUGCUAAACAUCUUCCUGGACACCCACUGUUGUGUAGAAAUUAUAAAAUAUUAGUACGCUUUCAGUUUGAUAAUAAAUAAGCAAUUUAGAAAUGACCUGGUGCUUCAUUUCAUUUUAUUUUAUGGGGCAUCAUAAAAGGAAACAAAGGAAGAAAAUCCUACAAAUACGUUCAUCAACUUUGUGGAAAAUGUGACAUUUACACACACAAUGCAGAGUUGGCACAAAUAAAAACAAAAACAAAAAAAUGGCUUGACUAAUUUUGGUUCCAAAAUGCAAUUUCAACACCAGUACAACAACAUGAAUCCAUGCUCUUCAUCACAGGUUUAUGAAUUACCGUGAAGCUGUUGGAAAAGCUUCAGAUUUAAGAAAAACCAAAGCAAUGGGUACACAUGUCUGCCUAACUGACUUUCUGUGGUAGAGUUAAAAAAUAACUUGAAAUUAUAAAACGAAUACUGUGAAGUUCAGCUUUAUAUAUAAGGGUUUAACCUCCUUCGUGGCACUGAGAUUAAUUCUAAAAUACAUUGUGUUAAACUACAGUGUGUAUCACACACGCAAUAAAUAAAGCAAUACAAAAAUAAGACAUAUAUAAAAGGUUCUACAAAUGAAACAUUUGUCAGUGACAAUAAUACUGAUGGUAUUACACAAUAUACACAUGCAUAAACACAAAAAGAAUAAACAUUUCGAAAUACAUUGAAAUUAAUAAUACUGUAAGGUCUGCUCAGACACAA